Molecule: messenger RNA, 787 nt
Organism: Anopheles aquasalis
Lineage: Eukaryota; Metazoa; Arthropoda; Insecta; Diptera; Culicidae
Gene: geminin
Product: geminin DNA replication inhibitor
Biological process (GO): regulation of DNA replication
Source: RefSeq, a predicted model, not a curated record
GUGUGUGUGUUCGCAAGGGACGCCGCCGCGACGCACAACCAAAUUGAAAAAUUGAAACUGCGUGUCAGUGAAUUAUAUCGCGGUUUUAGAAAAUGAGUGGCAAGGGGCCUUUUGUCAUACCGUUGGAACCAGCCGCAGAACAAGAGGAAACUACUAAAACCGCUCGUCGGACGCUGAAGGAUGUACAAAACGUUGUGGGGUCUCUGAAGGAAAAUUUGAGCUCGCAUCAUCUGAUGGCUCAUGCUAUGUCGAAGGAUUUGCUUCUUCCGCCCAGCAAGGUAGCCCUGGAAGUGAAGGCUGUCAAAACGUCGGUUUCUAGGGCCACGCAAACCACUUUUGCAGAGGAGACAAAAUUGACCGACGCGGAUAUAAGCAGCGAAAUAGCACAAAAGCUGGAUGAAAAGAGAAGAAAUGCACUACAAGAAACGCUAAAAGAAAAUCAAGAGCUAACCAUGAAAAUCGAGUCGUUGGAAAACGAACUAACACAUGCCAAAGGAGUAAUAGCUCAUUUUGAAGAUCUUGUAGGUGUUAUGAACGAAAUGUUGAGUGAAUGUUCCUGCCAACCCUCAACAAGUGGAGAGAGUAGUUUUUCUGCCAAAGUUACAGACAGUGUUACUGAAGCCGACAGUGGCAUUGCCCCGAAUCUUGACCCGGAUAGUGACGAGAGUGACGAAUCGUCGAAACAGUAAAUGCACACUGUAGAAGAUAAGAAACUCAUAAACAUUGGUUUGAUGUAUGAACGUAAAUAAAAACGUAUGUUCCAUUUCUUGCAACAUGAUCUCCGAUA